GCCACCAACCUGCAGCAGAAAGUUGAUCCAACCGCAGCCUCAUCAUCAUCAUCAUCAUCAUCAUCAUCCAUCCCACUUUUCCAAAGACACAACGACGUCGCGAGGUGACCACUGCGCACCCACAGAGUCCUAAAAGUUUUGCGUGGCGCCAAAGUGCUCCAAUGUCCUCUCCGAGCGCAGCACGCGUCCCACACAAGAGGAAGACCAAGAUGAAGCACUUCGUGCAGCAGAAAGUGGAGGUGUUCCGCGCCGGGGAGCCCGUGUCGAGUGUGCUCAUGUGGGGAGUCAAUCACUCGAUCAACGACCUGAGCCAGGUGCCCGUGCCUGUCAUGUUGCUUCCAGAUGACUUCCGAGCCAGUACCAAGGUCAAAGUCAACCACCACCUCUUCAACAAAGAGAAUCUCCCAGGACAAUUUAAAUUCAAAGAGUAUUGUCCGCAAGUUUUCAGGAACCUACGUGAGCGCUUUGGCAUUGAGGACCAGGAUUACCAGGUGUCUCUGGCUCGCAGUCCGCCGCUCAAAGACGGAGAGGGAACAUGUGAGGGCCUGCUGCUUGCGUCAUAUGACCGCACUUUGGUGGUCAAAGAAAUCUCCAGUGAGGAGGUGGCGGAAAUGCACAACAUCCUUUCUGAGUAUCACCAGCAUGUUGUCACCUGUCACGGUUCUACACUGCUCCCUCAGUUCCUGGCCAUGUACAGAGUCACAGUGGAGAGUGAGGACACCUACAUGUUGGUCAUGAGGAACAUGUUCAGUCACAGACUACAAGUACACAGGAAGUAUGACCUCAAGGGCUCCCUGGUGUCUCGAGAAGCAACUUUUAAAGAGAAGGUCAAGGAGCUUCCCACCUAUAAGGACAUAGACUUCAUGAACAACAUGCAAAAGAUUUACGUGUGUGACCAGGAGAAGGAGAACGUCACGGACAAACUUAACAGAGAUCUUGAGUUCCUGGUGCGUAUGAGGAUUAUGGACUACAGCCUCCUGCUGGGUAUCCAUGAUGUGGAGAGGGCUGAGAGGGAGGAAAAGGAACUGGAGAUGGAGUUGUCUGAUGGCGAAGAAGAGCAAGAUGAAAGCAGCCAAUCUGUGGUUCCAGGCUCCACCUCACCUGAAGGCAUAGCUGGCUACAUGAACUCCUUCAAGCCCAUGGGCCCUGGGGAGUUCGACCCUUACGUGGAUGUGUACGCUAUCGAGAGCGCUUUAGGCGCACCGCGGAGGGAAGUGUAUUUCAUGGGUCUGAUUGAUGUGCUUACGCAGUACGACACCAAGAAGAAAGCGGCUCAUGCUGCCAAGGCUGUCAAACGCGGGGCAGGAGCAGAAAUCUCGACAGUUCAUCCAGAGCAGUAUGCCACGCGUUUCAGGGAGUUCAUCACUAAGAUAUUUGCCUAGCAGAACAAAGAGCCAUUAUGUUUUCACCCAUACAGGAUGGAGAAUGCAAUCCUUAAAAAGGUCUUAAAUUCGAUUUUCCAAAAUUAAUUGAAACUUAAUCCUUAAAUCUGCUGUUCAAAUGUUUUCAAAAUGCAGCACACACAAAGAAUGUUGUCUAUAUUUUCUUUUUGAAAACACUUUGGACUAUUUGUAGUUAGAGUUUUUAAAUUAAAUCAGGAAACAAAAUAUGGUCUACAUAGUCUUUUAUUAUAUUAUCCCAUAGUUUCUGUGAUUUUUAUGACUUCAAUAGUUCUUUGUUCUUGUGUGACUUUUUCAAAUGUACCUAGUAGCUUAAUUGGUUUUUCCUCCCUUCUCAGUGUCUCUAUCCGCCUCCCCGUUCUCUCAUGGACAAGAUAACUGUGUGAAUAGGCCUUUCUUCCUUCACUCCCUCCCAUUUUAGUUUUAGUUUGUUCUGUGGGUUUCUUCUUCCGUGUUCUUCAGAGACGGGGAGAAGCACGAAGCAACUGCAGGUUCCUCUCUGGUCUGUCUCUCUCUUUGCAAAGAUUUCAUUAAAAUGACAAAAGGCAAGAUUGUUCCCUGAUUCAAUUCCAAAACAAACUUGGUGUCAGAAGUGGGAUCUCAGGAUCGACUGUCAGACCAGGGACCGGGCGGAGACCGAUCAUCCAAGACAAGU
Messenger RNA from Phyllopteryx taeniolatus (common seadragon), 2055 nucleotides. RefSeq names its product phosphatidylinositol 5-phosphate 4-kinase type-2 gamma-like. The coding region runs from base 162 to 1382 and encodes 406 amino acids. Gene Ontology annotation, biological process: phosphatidylinositol metabolic process. The transcript has 10 exons. The record is from RefSeq and is a predicted model, not a curated record. NCBI's taxonomy places the organism in Eukaryota, Metazoa, Chordata, Actinopteri, Syngnathiformes, Syngnathidae. Gene Ontology annotation, molecular function: phosphatidylinositol kinase activity.